This is a messenger RNA of Scleropages formosus (Asian bonytongue), 2101 nucleotides long. RefSeq names its product LIM/homeobox protein Lhx9-like. Gene Ontology annotation, biological process: regulation of transcription by RNA polymerase II; neuron differentiation. NCBI's taxonomy places the organism in Eukaryota, Metazoa, Chordata, Actinopteri, Osteoglossiformes, Osteoglossidae. The record is from RefSeq and is a predicted model, not a curated record. Gene Ontology annotation, cellular component: nucleus. Bases 392 to 1393 code for a protein of 333 amino acids. Gene Ontology annotation, molecular function: RNA polymerase II transcription regulatory region sequence-specific DNA binding; DNA-binding transcription factor activity, RNA polymerase II-specific. The transcript has 5 exons.
CGCACCCGACGCCAGUCCCCGAGCUGACCCUAGAGCAGCUGGAGCCCAGCGAGGAGACGCAGCAGCAGCAGCAGCAGCAGCAGCAGGAGCAGCAGCUGCUCUUCCUCUUCUCUUGCUUUGGUCGCCUCACCAUCAUCCGGACUACACCCACCCAGUGCUGGAGCAGAGUGCGUGGCGCGCCCGGUGGAAAGUAACUCAUGCCAUUUCUCUCCGCCCCACUGCCCUAUAGCGCUCGCUCCGCCCGGCGGCACAUGCACGGAGGCCCCGCGUCUGCAUCUGCGUGGAUCCCCCGCUCCUGCCGCCCUGCUCGGAUGAUCUAAGGACUGCGGGCUGCCGGUUGCCGUGCUGCACGAGGCUGGAGGGCGGGACGGGGGGGGCUCUGCAUGUGUAUAUGGAAGUUGUGGGUCGCGCGGCGGAGGGGAGCAGUUGCACGUUGCGUCCUGCGGCCACCAUGCUUUUCCACGGCAUCUCCGGCGAUCACAUCCAAGGGAUCAUGGAGGAGAUGGAGAGGAGGUCCAAGACGGAGGCGCGCCUGGGGAAGGGCGUGCACGUGAACGGACGGGACACGGGUAUGGCCUCGAUGAGCCAGGAGAAGCCCGCCCUGUGCGCUGGAUGCGGGGGUAAAAUUUCCGACAGGUACUAUUUACUGGCCGUGGACAAGCAGUGGCACCUCAGGUGCCUCAAGUGCUGCGAAUGUAAACUGGCCCUGGAGUCGGAGCUCACUUGUUUCGCGAAGGAUGGCAGCAUUUACUGCAAAGAGGACUAUUACAGAAGGUUCUCCGUGCAGAGGUGCGCGCGCUGCCACCUGGGCAUCUCGGCCUCGGAGAUGGUGAUGCGCGCGCGCGACUCCGUCUACCACCUGGGCUGCUUCACGUGCAGCACGUGCGGCCGGACGCUCACCACGGGCGACCACUUCGGCAUGAAGGACAGCGCGGUGUACUGCAGGGCGCACUUCGAGGCCCUGCUCCAGGGGGACUUCCGGCCGCAGCUCGGCUACCCCGAGCUGGGCGCUAAGGGCGGCGCGGGCGCCGUGGGGCUUCCCUACUUCAACGGCACGGGCACGGUGCAGAAAGGACGGCCGCGGAAGAGGAAGAGCCCCGCCAUGGGGGUGGACAUGGGCUCUUACAGCUCCGGCUGUAACGAAAACGAAGCCGAUCACCUGGACCGGGACCAGCAGCCUUACCCCCCGUCUCAGAAGACGAAACGUAUGCGCACGUCCUUCAAACAUCAUCAGCUUCGCACCAUGAAGUCCUACUUUGCCAUCAACCAUAAUCCUGACGCAAAGGACUUAAAGCAGCUCGCGCAGAAAACUGGCCUCACCAAAAGAGUUCUUCAGGGAGAACAAAUGUUGGGGCAUUACAGCCACACCUCCCGACGUUUGAAAAUUCCCUAAAGUAUUAAAAGAAGGAAAACUUUGAUCGGAAUUCUUCACCAUUGAAGACAAAGACAAUAUUAGGAUAAGAUGCUAGCAUAUUAAAAUCAUUUCAACCAAAAAUGUAAAACAGACCUAAAAAAAAUGGUGUCCUGGUUGGUAACUGUGUUUUUCCCAUUUCCCCAUUAUUCGACCAUGUUGUAUAUAUCCUCUUCGUAUGUCAUUGUGACUCAGAAUUACCCGUGACGUUGAAACGAAUUUCACACGUCGAUGAAAGAAAUAUGUGUAAGUAUAUCGCUAUGUACAACAGAGCAACCUGGCAGAAAGCAACAGAAAAAAAAAAAAGUGUGAUUACAAGAAGGGACGUAUUCAAUAAAACGAAACCAUCGUAUCCCGACAGAAACAUUUGUACAAAACACGCAGUCUCCUCCAUCGUCUUACCGAAAAAGGCUCGCUUUGUCACAAACGGGAUUUUUGCAAACACACGGCCUCCUCGAAACGUAACAGCAGAAUGUCCAUCAAAAGACAGCUGAGCAAGAAGACUGCAGAGCUGCUAUUUUGCCAUCUGGCUGCACGGAGAAAUGAAAGAACAAAAAAAGAUGAAGAAGAUUCUCAUUUUGCAUGCACCUUUAUAUCUUGUUAACAUUUCCUUUAUGUGUACUUUUUUUUUUUGUUUGAUGCACUCUUUUACUGUCAACUGUAAAAUAUACCACCGUAUGAAAGUCCUGU